Peronospora matthiolae is the source of this 1014-nucleotide messenger RNA. NCBI's taxonomy places the organism in Eukaryota, Oomycota, Peronosporomycetes, Peronosporales, Peronosporaceae. The record is from the annotation of a GenBank genome assembly.
AUGGCUGUUGAACCCACGUACCCUAUGCGGAAGCUCCGUACGGACGUGAAUCAGGCCUAUUUUCCAGGUGCUGGUGUGGCUCAAGACGGGCUCGAAUGCAUGCUCUCGGAAGCAGUUCACUCGCUCGUGGACACUGGCAACCAGGCGAUUCUGAUCUUGGGCUUGAAGCAAGCAUCGGGUGUGCCGCAUAAAAAGCACCAAUAUGGAUACACACGUGCUGCGUACUUUGGAUUGCUCAUCUCUGCGCUUGGCAUUUUCUGGUUAGGUUCUGGGGUGACGGUUGUCCACGGGAUCCAGUCGGUCUUGGAUCCUCCGAAAGAGCUUUUUCUUUCGCGGGAAGUGUGGGGUGUGCUAGCAGCUUCUUUUGGCAUUGACGGAUGGGUGCUGAAGCGGUCGGCACAGGAACUGAGGGCUUCUCAGCCCCAAGACAUGUCGUUUUACAAGCAUGUGACGCGGACAAAGGAUCCGUUUCUGAUGGCUGUGCUACUGGAAGACAUGUCAGCAUGUGUGGGUAUCGUUAUUGCUGGAUGUGGCAUUGGGGCCAGCCACAUUACUGGCAACCCGGCUGAAGUUGACUUCGAUGGGACAUUCUUUGCGGCGAAACUGCUGCGAAUGUACAAGCCGUUGUUUUUAGAGACAACAGAUUUUGAAAAGGGUUUGCCGCUCAUGCUUGCUUGGUACGCGGAGGAUGUGACUCGUCUUGUCGAGAAAGAGGUGCAAGAAGUAGAAGAGGUUAUUCGCGGCAUUUACCCCGAGGCCGCCUUCAUCGAGUGGGAGCCUGAUAGCAAAGAGUCGGAGACGCGUGCCGUGUUGAGUGUGCAGACAAAGUCUUCCCGUACGAGCGAGCGUGAAGCCAUGACGCGAGCGUUGGCACUGCUUGCACGGACAUUAGAGCGGAAGACAACAGGCGCUAAUCGACCAGGUACUACCGGCACGAGUGAGUACAUGUUCAGUGGUGGUACGUGUGAAGUGUGCAUUUACUUGUGUUCAAUUGGCGUUGGAAACUACGGGUAA